Molecule: messenger RNA, 3213 nt
Organism: Sorex fumeus (smoky shrew)
Lineage: Eukaryota; Metazoa; Chordata; Mammalia; Eulipotyphla; Soricidae
Gene: ABCB9
Product: ATP binding cassette subfamily B member 9
Exons: 12
Coding region: 222-2522 (766 amino acids)
Biological process (GO): transmembrane transport; peptide transport
Cellular component (GO): lysosomal membrane
Molecular function (GO): ATP binding; ABC-type oligopeptide transporter activity; ATP hydrolysis activity
Source: RefSeq, a predicted model, not a curated record
GGCUCCGACCUUGGCGCGGCGCAGCGUGCGCUGGAGGCGGGAGGAGUCUCGGGAGCCGCGGAGCGAGUGCAGUGCCCAGCGCAGGCUCCGAGGAGCCCGGGCGGCCCGAGCCCGCUGCGCCCCGUGCCCGCGGCUCACCUGGCGCCAGGUCCAGCCUGGCCCCGGGAACCAUGACCACCACCCUGUGAGCUUGCCCCGCCCGGGCCACGCCCACCAUCAGGAUGCAGCUGUGGAAAGCGGUGCUGGCGACGCUGGCCUUCAUGAGCGUGGACGUCGCGGUGACCACGGCCAUCUACCUGCUCAGCCACCCCGACCGCGGCCUGCUGGAGGACAUCCGCCACUUUAAUGUCUUCGACUCGGUGCUGGACCUGUGGGCCGCCUGCCUGUACCGCAGCUGCCUGCUGCUGGGCGCCACGCUUGGUGUGGCCAAGAACAGUGCGCUGGGCCCACGGCGCCUGCGGGCGUCCUGGAGCGUCAUCGCGCUCGUGUGUCUCCUCGUGGGCAUCUACGCCGUGGUCAAGCUGCUGCUCUUCUCUGAGGUGCGCAGGCCCGUGCGGGACCCCUGGUUCUGGGCCCUCUUCGUGUGGACCUACGUGUCCCUGACCGCCUCGUUCCUGCUGUGGCGGCUGCUGGCCACCGUGCGGCCGGACGCCAAGGCCCUGGGGCGUGGGGCAGAGGCCGAGGCUGAGGCCUUCCCCGCUGAGGGCCCGCGCGCACCAGAGCAGGCGUCAGGGGCCACUCUGCAGAAGCUGCUGUCCUACACCAAGCCCGACGUGGCCUUUCUCGUGGCUGCCUCCUUCUUCCUCAUCGUGGCGGCGCUGGGGGAGACCUUCCUGCCCUACUAUACGGGCCGGGCCAUCGACGGCAUCGUCAUCCAGAAGAGCAUGGAGCAGUUCAGCACGGCCGUGCUGGGCAUGUGCCUGCUGGCCGUCGGCAGCUCGUGUGCCGCAGGUAUUCGGGGCGGCAUUUUUACCCUCAUAUUUGCCAGACUGAACAUCCGCCUCCGCAACCGCCUCUUCCGCUCGCUGGUGUCGCAGGAGACGAGUUUCUUUGACGAGAACCGAACAGGCGACCUCAUCUCCCGCCUCACCUCGGACACCACCAUGGUCAGCGACCUGGUGUCCCAGAACAUCAACAUCUUCCUGCGCAAUACGGUCAAGGUCACGGGCGUGGUGGUCUUCAUGUUCAGCCUGUCCUGGCAGCUCUCGCUGGUCACCUUCAUGGGCUUCCCCAUCAUCAUGAUGGUGUCCGACACCUACGGCAAGUACUACAAGCGGCUGUCCAAGGAGGUGCAGAGCGCGCUGGCCCGAGCCAGCUCCACAGCCGAGGAGACCAUCAGCGCCAUGAAGACGGUGCGCAGCUUCGCCAACGAGGAGGAGGAGGCCGAGGCGUACGCACGGAGGCUGCAGCAGGUGUACAAGCUGAACCGCAGGGAGGCAGCCGCCUACACCUGCUACGUCUGGGGCAGCGGGCUCACGCUGCUGGUGGUCCAGGUCAGCAUCCUCUACUAUGGGGGCCACCUGGUCAUCUCGGGCCAGAUGAGCAGCGGGAACCUCAUCUCCUUCAUCAUCUAUGAGUUCGUGCUGGGGGACUGCAUGGAGUCCGUGGGCUCCGUGUACAGCGGCCUGAUGCAGGGCGUGGGCGCCGCCGAGAAGGUUUUCGAGUUCAUCGACCGGCAGCCCACCAUGGUGCAUGACGGGAAACUGGCCCCCGACCACCUGGAGGGCCGGGUGGACUUCGAGGACGUGACCUUCACCUACCGCACGCGGCCGCACACGCAGGUUCUCCAGAACGUCUCCUUCAGCCUGUCUCCGGGGAAGGUGACGGCGCUGGUGGGGCCCUCGGGCAGCGGGAAGAGUUCUUGCGUCAACAUCCUGGAGAACUUCUACCCGCUGGAGGGGGGCCGCGUACUGCUGGACGGGAAGCCCAUCAGCGCCUACGAUCACAAGUACCUGCACCGUGUGAUCUCCCUGGUGAGCCAGGAGCCCGUGCUGUUCGCCCGCUCCAUUACAGACAACAUCUCCUACGGGCUGCCCGCCGUGCCCUUUGAGAUGGUGGUGGAGGCCGCACAGAAGGCCAAUGCCCACGGCUUCAUCAUGGAACUGCAGGACGGCUAUAACACAGAGACGGGCGAGAAGGGCGCGCAGCUGUCCGGCGGCCAGAAGCAGCGUGUGGCCAUGGCGCGGGCGCUGGUGCGGAACCCGCCCGUGCUCAUCCUGGACGAGGCCACCAGCGCUCUGGACGCAGAGAGCGAGUACCUGAUCCAGCAGGCCAUCCACGGCAACCUGCAGAGGCACACGGUGCUGAUCGUAGCGCACCGGCUGAGCACUGUGGAGCGAGCGCACCUCAUCGUGGUGCUGGACAAGGGCCGGGUGGUACAGCGAGGCACCCACCAGCAGCUGCUGGCCCAGGGCGGCCUCUACACCAAGCUGGUGCAGCGGCAGAUGCUGACGCUCGAGCCCACCCCCAGCCACGCGGCCGCCCACCAGGAGCCGCCCGGUGGCAGCGGCCAUGAGGCCUGACCCUCCGCCUGGGCCCGGCCAGCGCCCACCAUGAGGCCUGUCCCCGGGGGUCCUGCGGCCCUCCAGCCCAGGCCCUCGACUCCGUCCCAGGGGUCACGGCUUUCUGCGUCCCGUCCCCAGUCCCCUCCUGUCCUGGGGCCCGCUGCCCCCUGGGGCCGCCCCCACCCGUGCGGGCAGAGGUGCCCGGGGCCCCCCAGAACCCCAAAGCUUUCCCAGCUGAGAUCUCACCGUUACCUCCCCGCUUGGUUCCAUGGCCUCGGUCGCACCUAAGUUUCAGACACGUUUUUCUAAUUGGAAUUAUGGCCAGCGAGUCCACAGUGAUGUUCUAGAAACCUCUGAGGCCUGAGGGAAUGCCCCUUCGUUGUAGCAGGGGGUGGGCGGGGGUCAGGGAGCAUGCUGGGCCCGUCUCUCCCCUCCCAGCUGUGGUCAGGCCCCUGUGCCCCCAGCUGCUGCCCGGCAGAGCGAAGCCAGUCCACUGUGACCACAACUGGCCGCAGAGGGGGCCGGCCAGACCCGCCGUGCCCUGGGUCCCCCUGCUGCAGUGCCCAGCUUCACCCCUGCAGCCCAGCCCCUCCCUAGCCCCCCUCCCCCGCUCUGCUGUGUCAUGUCUGGGAGACGCAUCGCUCCCCGUCAGGAGGACAGGGUGGCCAACCCCAGGGGCUGACUGCGGGGGUGGGGGGUUGCAAGACAU